AAAUGAUUAAACCGCAGACAAUGAGAAAGUGACUGGUGUUCAUUCGUCAAGUAUCUUACUUAGAUAUCGAUCGUAAAUCAAUUAUCGAAGUAACGUUGCAACUGAAUUUUAAUUACAUUUAAUCCGUUGACAUUUUUAUAUCAUUUAUUUGCGAAAAAGAAAAAAAUCAGUAUGGAUCAGUACGUAACUUGUCCGUAUAACAGUAACCAUCGUCCAUUAAAAUUCAGACUUCAAUGUCAUUUGGCAAAAUGUCCAGAUAGAGACGAAAUCAAUUUUGAAACAUGCCCAUUCAAUGCCACACAUAUUUAUCGGAAAGGACAAAAAGAGAGUCACUUUGAAAACUGUGAAUCGCGUGGAGACCUUGAACGUAACGUAUAUCAAGUUGGAAACAGUUCAACAAGAAACAACGAAGUCUUGGCAAGAUCAAUGCCACCACCCCGAAUCAACAACGAGAAUGAAGAAAGUUGGGAUGAUUACGAUGCUCCAACAUACCAUCCACAACAGUAUGCAAUGAAUGCAAAUGUCUUGCGUAAUGCACCUCCUGCACCACCAGCUGAGCGUCGCAGAUUUGCUGAGAAUGAAAGAAGACGUUUGAGCGGAAUUCAACGUCGCCAAAAUUAAUGGACGAACCUAAUUUCAUUGUAAAAAUGAAAACUAAACGGCAAGACUCAUUGUCAAAACAAUUCACACAAAGUGUCUUUUUUAUAUCCUCUAUUACAUAUAAUCAAUCUAUAUUUCUUAUAAUUCUUGGUCGUUUAAUUUAAUCAAAAAAAUAAUUCAGGGAAAUCGUAACAAUUGGAUGAUUUAACAUUACUGAAUGUUUCGAACUUUUCCUAUUUUACGUAUUUUUCCGAUGGUAAUGUGUCAUUUAUAAAUUUGAAUAAAAUAUUUGGUAAUUGCAUUUUA
Molecule: messenger RNA, 906 nt
Organism: Contarinia nasturtii (swede midge)
Lineage: Eukaryota; Metazoa; Arthropoda; Insecta; Diptera; Cecidomyiidae
Product: gametocyte-specific factor 1 homolog
Exons: 3
Coding region: 172-621 (149 amino acids)
Source: RefSeq, a predicted model, not a curated record